UAAAUAAAAUAAAAUAAAUAUCUCCCUCUGCUCAUUUUCUUUCACGAAGACUUGCAGCAGUCGAAGGCGCUCUUGCUCUGGUUCUCGGAAGCGAUUGAAACGAUGUCGGUAAAAACUGUUAGAGUUAGCAAUGUUUCUUUAGGAGCAUCUGAGCGAGACAUCAGGGAGUUCUUUUCUUUUUCUGGUGAUAUCGAAUAUGUUGAAAUGCAGAGUGAUAAUGAACGGUCUCAAAUUGCAUAUGUUAGCUUCAAGGAUUCACAAGGAGCUGAGACUGCAGUUCUUCUUUCGGGAGCAACAAUAGUUGAUCUGUCCGUCACCAUAACUCUGGACCCAGAUUACAAGCUGCCAUUUGUUGCUUCAGCACCCCCUGCAAUAGAAAACAAAACUCCAGGUGGUGCUGAAUCUGCUUUUAGGAAGGCGGAGGAUGUGGUUAGCAGUAUGCUUGCUAAGGGCUUUAUCUUAGGCAAAGAUGCAGUCAAUAAAGCAAAGACCUUUGAUGAUAAGCACCGGUUAUCAUCAACGGCCACAGCUAAAGUUGCUUCUAUCGACCAAAAAAUCGGGCUCAGUGAGAAAAUAAGCGUCGGAGCUUCUGUGGUCAGUGAUAAAGUACGAGAAGUGGAUCAGAAAUUUCAGGUUUCAGAGAAAACCAAAUCAGCAUUUGCAGUAGCAGAGCAAAAAGUGAGUACUGCCGGAUCUGCCAUAAUGAAGAACCGCUAUAUAUUAACCGGGACUUCAUGGGUGACGGGGGCUUUCAGCAAGGUUGCUAAGGCCGCUGAGGAAGUUGGACAGAAAACAAAAGAGAAAGUGGGUAUGGUUGAAGAAGAACAGAAAAGAAAAGUGGAGGAUGACUACGCUCAGGUCCUUUCCGACUCUCCAAGAGCAUCUGCACCAAGUGAGCAGCAACCUUCUAAGCCAGCACCUGCCCAAGGUUUAAUCCUUUGACUUGCCACCACUGUAAAUACAAUUGUCUGAACUUUCUAGAAUCUCCCUCUGGAUUACUUGCUUUGUGUUUCUAGCGUGGGAAGUAGUGGUUGUAGGACAAAUACCCAAAUUGGUUGGUCAUGAUGCAUUUUAUAUUUUGAUUUUUCUUUAUAAGAAUGUUAAACUGAAUGAUCAUGAUGUUAUUUUGACCAUUUUUCCUCUUUUACUGUCCGAUUAUUUUUCA
Corylus avellana is the source of this 1165-nucleotide messenger RNA. Its product is annotated as binding partner of ACD11 1. Gene Ontology annotation, molecular function: RNA binding. Lineage: Eukaryota; Viridiplantae; Streptophyta; Magnoliopsida; Fagales; Betulaceae. The record is from RefSeq and is a predicted model, not a curated record.